AUGAACCUCGAACUUGACGGAGACGACGUGUCUUUCGACCAGCCCUCGCCGUCCACUGCGUCGCCGCAGCCUUCCUCCGCCGCUGCCGUCAAUGGAUCCAGCUCGCGUCGACGGAAGGGACUGCCUGUGCACCGAUGCCGCUUCCCUGAUUGGAGUCCUGCAGGCGUCUCGGCGCUGGCGAUCACCCCGGAAUCGUUCGACGCCGGCGUACUCGGCUUCGGAGCGAACAGCGGCGAGAGGGGCGUUCUUGCGAUUGGCAGGGCGAAUGGAGACGUCGAGUUGAUGCUGUGGGGUGGUCACCAGGGCUGGAUGUCGUGGAGAACUCUCCCUUCGUCUUUCCCUCUUCCCAAGCAGCGCAACUCGCGCAAGCCGACUUCUCUCCUUUCUCACCUCGUCUGGACACACCAGACGACGCUUUCAUCGAACGACCUGGACUUGUACGAGGGAGACGUCGAAGGCGCCGAGCAGGAGAUUCGCAGGUUGAAGCGUGAGGGCGUCCGGUUGUUUGGUGUUGGAGGCGUCGGGAGCGAGCUCGUCGAGUGGGAAUGGGGAGGCCCUGGCAGCGGGCGAGCAGUGGGCAUGGUCAAGUCGACUUUGCCGACUCUUCCUCCCAUUUUCGCCGUCGCCGCGUCACGUUCGUCGUCCUCGCUCGCCAUCGCAUGCGAAGACUCGACCAUCCGCAUCCUCAACAUCCUUGAUGGCGAGCUCGAGCUCGUCUCGAAGAUCGAGGUUGGCGGUCCCGGCAAGGUCCGCGCCCUUUCGCUCGCUUGGGGACCUCCCGUCGACCCCGUAUCGAAGGGCAAGGAGCGCGAGUCGUCGCCCUCGGGCUCGUCUCUCCCCUCGCACUUCGUCACGCCCUCCGAAAGCUACAUCGUUGCCGGCUGCUCCAACUCGACCAUCCGCCGCUUCGACGUUCCCACAUCGGGCUCUGUCGUCGGCGUCUGGCGUGGCAGCCUGCGCAUGACGCUCGACCGGCUCAAGGGCGAGCACACGGUCGUCUGGACCGUUGCGAUCCUCGAAGACGGUACGGUUGUCAGCGGAGACUCGAUGGGCAACGUCAAGUUCUGGGACGGCAAGAUGGGCACGCAGACGCAGAGCUUCCGCGCGCACAAGGCGGACGUGCUCGCGCUCGCACUCGGCUCGGACGGCACGUCCAUCUUCACGAGCGGCGUCGACCAGAAGACGGUCGAGUUCCGCCUCGUUACCGUCGCCUCGUCGCGCGUGCACGGCGUACCUGCCGGUCGAUGGAUUCAGGCGUCUGGCCGACGACUCCACUCGCACGACGUCCGCGCCAUCGUCAUCUCCCCACCCUACUCUUUCCCGCUUCCCUCUCCCGCUCCUUCCGCUCAGCCGAAGAAGGCUCUCGUUCCCAUCAUGACUUCGGCCGGCCUCGACCUCUCCCUCAUUCUCACCGCCGUCUCUCCCGCGUCUACUACCUCCGCAACCAGCAAGAAGCGCGCCGCUCUCCCCAAUCCCGUCUCCGAUGUGCCCUCAAUUGAAUUCGAAUCGACUGUUCACCGUCGCGCCGCAUACAUCCCACAACGCGGACGACCAUUCGCUGUCGCAGCGGGCACCGGCGCGCCCGAUGCGCCUCGACUGCUCGUUUGCAGGCGAGACAGGAGCGUCGGGAUCUGGCGGCUUGAGGACCCGAAGAGGGCUGGCAGUACGCUCGGUCUUGGUGCGAACGCUGCGCCGCUCAAGAAGGCGAGGUGGGGGAGGAAGAAGUUCGCGCUCGGAUUGGAUGGCGAGGUGGAAGAGGAGGAAGAGGAUCUCGGGACGACCGGGUACGAGAAGGUCGCGGAGCUCGAGCUCAAGAUGCAAACCAACCUCGUCGCAUCGGCCGUCUCGCACGAUGGCAAGUGGCUCGCGGUUUCCGACCUCUACGAGACCAAGCUGUUCCGCCUGUCCUGGCGAGGUGGCGAACUGGUCCCGCGUCGGCAAAAGUCCUUCAACGACGCCCUUGUCGCCGGCCUGCCCAAUUCGUCCCUCGGUACCGGCUCGUCGUGCUUGACCUUCACGAAGGACUCGCAGCGUCUCGUCCUCUCGUCAGCGUUCGGCUCGGCGGUUGCUGUUGUCGAGCUUCCGCAGGGCAAGGACGAGGAUUUCGAGGUCGUGUCGGUCUUUGGCGAAGGCAGCUCGUCGGCGGGCAAGCCCAAGGCAAAUGGGCUGCCCAACGGCCGUGGCAAGGCGGAAGAAGACGUCGUUAUGAACGGUGCGAGUGACACGGAAGACGACAGCGAGGACGACAUCGACGAUGCGCCCCCGGCGAAGCGCGUUCCUUCGACAAUCGUCUGCCUCGCCGUUUCGGGCGACAGCAGGUUCCUCGCGUCAGCCGAGUCAGACCGGACAGUCCGCAUCUUCGACCUCGUCUCGCAUAAGCUGCACACGACCCUCCCUACUCCUCCCGCCGUCCCAACUUGGCUCAGCUUUGCCCCUUCCUCGCCCAUCUCCGAACCGACUCUCAUCAUCGCAUUUCCUUCGAAUGCCCUCCUCUUCUUCGGCCUCACUUCUCUUCGCUUCCACCCUUGGGGUCUUCCGCUCUCGUCCCGCAAAUACAACACCCUCAUGGACAUCCGCGAGCCGGUUCUCGGCAUCGCCUUCGAGCCUCGGCGGACGGACACAUCCGCUAUCGCAAACGGCGGCGACGACCAGCAGCACAUCCACCCCAGUCGCCGAGCAGCAGUCCGCAACGCUGCGACAGCCAACGCUGAGUCGAACGUCGCGGUCGUUUGGGGCGCGAACUGGGUCGCCAAGAUCGACAUCGAGGCUUUGCGACGGGGCGGAGAUGCCAAGGUCGAGGUCAACGGGCAGGCGAAGCGGAAGAACAAGAAAGGCGUGCCGGAGCGGCGCGAGAUGGACCGGAAGCGGGCAAGGGAGGAGGACGAUGACCUUGUCUCUGCGACAGCCGCGACGAAGGACGAGCCGAAGCCGCUUGACAUCCGGGUCACGAGGCGGUACCAACCUCUCGUCUUGUUCGACUUUGUCGGACAGGGCGAGCUCGUCGCCGUCGAGCGGACUUGGUUCGACGUCGCGCGCGACUUGCCCGAGGCGUGGGUCAAGUCGGGGCAGUUUGGCACGUAG
Molecule: messenger RNA, 3081 nt
Organism: Rhodotorula toruloides NP11
Lineage: Eukaryota; Fungi; Basidiomycota; Microbotryomycetes; Sporidiobolales; Sporidiobolaceae
Product: U3 small nucleolar RNA-associated protein 4
Exons: 4
Coding region: 1-3081 (1026 amino acids)
Biological process (GO): maturation of SSU-rRNA from tricistronic rRNA transcript (SSU-rRNA, 5.8S rRNA, LSU-rRNA)
Cellular component (GO): 90S preribosome; t-UTP complex; small-subunit processome
Molecular function (GO): RNA binding; protein binding
Source: RefSeq, a predicted model, not a curated record